Pollicipes pollicipes is the source of this 1323-nucleotide messenger RNA. Its product is annotated as homeobox protein unc-4. Gene Ontology annotation, biological process: regulation of DNA-templated transcription. The transcript has 4 exons. The record is from RefSeq and is a predicted model, not a curated record. Lineage: Eukaryota; Metazoa; Arthropoda; Thecostraca; Pollicipedomorpha; Pollicipedidae. Gene Ontology annotation, molecular function: DNA-binding transcription factor activity, RNA polymerase II-specific; sequence-specific double-stranded DNA binding. The coding region runs from base 370 to 1323 and encodes 317 amino acids.
AGCUCCAAUAACAAGUGUCGCACCUUCGGCGGCAGCCGGACAGGCGUGCCACAUCUUUCCAGAGUGCCUUGCAGACUCUGCUGACUCUGAGUGUACGAGAGUGCGAGCCGUGAGUGUCCUCCUCGAGCCGCGGACCGCGCGGGCCCGAACUCUCCGUUCAACCGCCCGGGCUCCGCCGCACCGCCAUCAGAGACGCUUGCACCGCACUACCGCACUCGGAACUCACCGCCGCGGAGCCUGUGUGUGCGAGCCCGGCGUCAGGCUCGCCGGAGCCGGAGCCGGAGCCGGAGCCGGAGGCCGCCGGUCGGGGCAUGCGGCGUUAAGCUGGCGCCCCCAGCGCCGCGCCCGCGCCAGCCGUCGCCGCGCACCAUGCUCCUGGAGACGAUGCUGCCGCACCUCAGCUACAACGGCAUGAGCAUGCCGUUCGGCAUGUUCAUGCCGCGGCCGCUGGUCGGCCUGCCGGGCCACAACGGGCUGCCGCUGCCAUUCGCCGUGGCGCGGCCGAAGCCGGUGCCGCCGCUCUCCAACGAGCAUCCGGGCCUGCCCUUCAGCAUGCAGCGUAUCCUGACCGGCCACCUGGGCCAGCUGGGCCAGCUGGGUCAGAUCGGCCAGCCGCCCAAGUCGCCCGACGAGCGCUACGAGAAGGAGAUGGAUGAAGAGUUUGAGGACGGCGAGGACGCGGCGUCGAAGCGGCGCCGGUCGCGCACCAACUUCAACAGCUGGCAGCUGGAGGAGCUGGAGCGUGCCUUCCAGUCGGGACACUACCCGGACGUCUUCAUGCGGGAGGCGCUGGCCAUGAGACUGGGGCUCACGGAGAGCAGGGUGGCGGUCUGGUUCCAGAACCGACGCGCCAAAUGGCGCAAGAAGGAGCACACGAAAAAGGGACCGGGCCGGCCGGCGCACAACGCGCACCCGCAGACCUGCAGCGGCGACCCCAUCUCACCGGAGGAGCUGGAGCGAAAGGAGCAGGACAAGCGCGAGCGCAAGCUGAUAAAGCAGCUGGAGCGGCAGCAGCGCAAGCUCGCCCAGAAGGGCAUCCACGUGGAGCUGACGACGCUGCGAGCCGAGUGGGAAGGCCGGCAGCGGCGCGACGAACCGGAGAUCGACGUCGUGUCCACCGAGGACGCUUCCAGCGAUUCGCUGAGCCUGCCGGCGCCGGCGCCGGCGCGCAAGGCGACCCUCUUCAGCAUCGAGAGCUUGCUGGGUGAGCGACGACCGGACCCAGUGGAAGCCCAGGACACACCUGCUGCAGAUCAUGCUGCAGGCCCUGUUGGAAGCCCCUGCUGGAUGCUUUGCUGGAGGCCUUGCUGGAGGUUCCGUUGA